GCAAAAAUACAGCGUGUCAGUCUCGCGUUGAACUUCACUCCCACCGCACAGGUCGCUACUAGUAAUGUUCAUGGAGAGAGCACGCCACUAUGGCCUCGACUCCCCUGCGGCUGUCGUCGCUUCAGUGGCCGCCAUAGCCAUAGUCCCCCUGAGCGCCAUACUUGGCUAUGUCCUCAUGGAGAUACCCUGCUACGCUGACUUUUGCAUUGAACAUGUUCAGCCGAUGGCCAAGACCCACUCUCAAGUCGCCCUGGGGGUCUUCUACGCGUGGAUGGCGACACUGAUCUUGAUCAUGGCUUGUGCCCGCAAGAAACCGUAUUUGCACGCCUUCCUCCGCCGUCCAAUAGCAGGCACCAGUGUCGGCGAAGUCCUCACCUUCACGUCCCUCGCCAUGCUCCUACUCUUCAACUUUGUCUACUUCUGGUUCAAAGUCGAGGACCUCCUGUCGUCGCCAGCCUACUUGAAACGUAAACUCGUGCCGGCGCGCCGCAAGGCUUUCUUCUCCGCCAUGUUUACCGGAAAGCUGACCGAUGUCGCCUUGGGUGUCACCAUGCUGUUCAGUGCAAAGAACACUGCAUUGCAGACCCUGCUGGGAGUAUCAUAUGAGAAGAGCAUACGUGUCCAUCGGUUCAUGGGAUACUUCCUCGUGCUCGCAGUGGCUAUGCAUACUAUUCUGUAUGUGGUUUAUACUGCACAGUAUCGCACGCGAGAGGAUCUCCUCUCUGUCUUGUUCUACGGGAGUCAGAAAUCGGCGACCCACGAUCAUCCUCUUGGGUGGGGCGAGGGAAACUGGAUGACAACAAUGGGCACCUAUUCCACCCUCAUCCUAGCUCCCGUCUUCUUCACCUCCCUCCCCCCCGUCCGCCGCGCCUUUUUCAACCUCUUCUACUACUCUCACUUCCUUGUCUUCCCCUCCAUGCUUUUUGCAUGGCUCCACGCGGCCUCCGACUUCUACUACAUGAUCCCCGGUCUAGGCCUCUACUUUGUCGACCUCUUCCUCCGUCUCGGCCGGUUCGUACGUCCCGUCGAUAUACGGCACGUCACGCGUGAGCCGACCGGUCACGUCCGCGUGGAUUUUGCGUGGCCCACAGAAGUCUUUGGUGCCUGCAAACCGGGCCAGUGGGUGUUUGUCAAUUGUCCCGCGGUGUCCAAGCUCGAAUGGCACCCGUACUCGAUGGCUCAGGCGCCCGGAUCGGAAACGGCGACUAUCAUGUUCAGACCAAAGGAAGGGAAAACAAAGGAAUUCGAGAACGCGUUGGCGGCUCGGCUCUUCGGCGCUUCGGAUGUAGAACACGGCGGAGCCAAAAUCGCGUCGCCGAACGUAACUUUUCGCAUUGAUGGGCCCUUCGGGACACCCCUCGAAGCGAUGGAAAGGUGCGCAGCUGUGCUGUGCUUUGUCGGCGGCACCGGUCUCGCACCGGGCAUGGGUGUCGCGCGCGGGGCGCUGAAAGCUGGCGUGCCCUCCGUCAAGCUGUUCUGGAGUUCACGAGAGGAAGGGUCUGAGCGUGUCUCGCUCGUGGAAGAGUUGAACCAGGAAGGCGCAGAUGUUCAUCUUUACCACACGGGCGCAACAACCAUCAACACCGAUAUGAUCCAAACUAACAUCGCAUCAGCGGAGACAGCUCAAGAUGCCAAAGCCGAUGUGGUGCACAGCACACCGCUGCCGCUGCCUCACCAAGGUCGGAUGGUGUUUUCAGAUCUCCUUGAAUCUCACGUUGCGCCUUCCGGACGAACCCUCGUGUUCCUAUGCGGUUCAGAUGUGUUUCGCCGCGACGCUCGGCGCGCGGCUCAUGCGUUGCGGACAGCAAAGGGAGGGGACAUUAUUGUAUGUGAGGAAGGGUACGAGCUGUAAGAAGUGCUUAUCCUGUUACAGACCAUGUCUAGGACGUCGCUAGACUCUAUACGUAGUUUGAUCACGGAUUCGGGCGUAGGAAGAGGACGGUAAUUAGCCUUUUCUUCUUGCCAUAUGAGCGCAUGCAGCGAGAGAAUUAGGAGAUGUAAAUAGGAUUCAUACUUCCGUUUGGGUUGUGAACAUGAUUUCCCUGAAACUCGAGGCAUCGCUCGCCCGAACUCCAUACACCAUGCCGGAUCAUUUGUGUCCCUCGGACCUGCGUGCAUGGCACGGAUCCCAACGCCGACGCCAACCACACCAUUUGGAGAAUCGAACGUUGCGUAGCAAAGGACA
Fimicolochytrium jonesii is the source of this 2185-nucleotide messenger RNA. Its product is annotated as ferric reductase like transmembrane component-domain-containing protein. Gene Ontology annotation, cellular component: plasma membrane. The record is from RefSeq and is a predicted model, not a curated record. Gene Ontology annotation, molecular function: oxidoreductase activity. Bases 65 to 1852 code for a protein of 595 amino acids. Lineage: Eukaryota; Fungi; Chytridiomycota; Chytridiomycetes; Spizellomycetales; Powellomycetaceae. The transcript has 6 exons.